AUGGAAGACAAUUUCAAUCGAAAAUCCAUCCGGCAUCGUGUCCAAGACUUUAUGGCUCGUUUAUUGCCUGGUCAUGUUGAUAAUCGUGGCAAUACGCGACGAAUGCGACGAUACAUAAGGUCCAGCUCGAAGGAUGUGCUAGACUUGUUGGCUUAUGAACAGAUCGCUGGUUUGAUGGGCACGGCUUCGGACUUUGAAGUGGGUUUAAUAUAAAAUGGAAUUGUUGUCGUAGAGUGCAAAAACUUUCUUUCCAAACUCAUAUUUUAUGAAAACCGCGAGAAUUUUCUUUCAUAAAACCGCAAGAACUUUCUUUCCAAAACAAAUUUUUCAAAAAAACGCAAGAACUUUCUUUUCAAAACUCAUAUUAGCAAAAACCGCAAAAACUUUCUUUCCAGGACAUUCGUACCCGCAAAGUGACACUUCAGCUUCGUAUAGCCGAUGAGAUAGCCAAUGGUGAUCUGACAUUGGCUGAUAUUCGUCGAAUGGAUCCUCAAGUACAACACUUUUGCCUUGAGGUUAUGAAAGCCCAUCAAGUAAAAGCAGCCGAUAACUUAUCAGAAAAUGGCGACAAAAAGACAGUCGGCUUGAGGCAACGACUUCAGAAAAUGUUGUCACAAAAGUCGCUGUUAUGA
Molecule: messenger RNA, 632 nt
Organism: Bursaphelenchus okinawaensis
Lineage: Eukaryota; Metazoa; Nematoda; Chromadorea; Rhabditida; Aphelenchoididae
Source: the annotation of a GenBank genome assembly